This is a messenger RNA of Brachypodium distachyon (stiff brome), 2554 nucleotides long. RefSeq names its product beta-glucosidase BoGH3B. The transcript is spliced from 11 exons. Lineage: Eukaryota; Viridiplantae; Streptophyta; Magnoliopsida; Poales; Poaceae. Gene Ontology annotation, biological process: glucan catabolic process. The record is from RefSeq and is a predicted model, not a curated record. Gene Ontology annotation, molecular function: beta-glucosidase activity. The coding region runs from base 309 to 2294 and encodes 661 amino acids.
AGCUCUGUGUGCUCCGGCUCGGCCCACGACGCUCGGCCCCGAUUACGGAAUACCCCAAACGGCUUCCACCCACGGUGAGGUGGCGAAACACCGCAGCAGCGAGCAAGCGCAGACUCGCAGAGACGACCCCUCAGGCCUCAGCUCGCCCUCGUCAGUGGAAGGAGAGCGAGGUCAGGUCACAACUGGAAGCAGAGUAGAAGAACCGGAAGCAGAGUAGAAGACGCCAAGCAAAUCAUCCUCUGCCUUCCGCUGCUCCAAGUCUCUUAUCAGAGAUCCGUCCUGAAGAGAUACUUGGAGAUUUUUCAGAGAUGAUAUGUCCCAAAGUUUCAUGGGGAUGCCUUCUUCUACUUCUGUGUUUUGCUUGGAUGGGAGAUGCUGAGUACAUGAAGUACAAGGAUCCGAAGCAGCCUGUCAACACUAGAAUCAAGGACCUUAUCCGUAGGAUGACUCUUGCUGAAAAAAUUGGCCAAAUGACACAGAUCGAGCGCUCGGUAGCAUCUGCAGAUGUCAUGAAAAAAUACUUCAUAGGUAGCAUCUUAAGCGGCGGUGGAAGUGUCCCUGCCCCCCAGGCCACUCCUGCAAUUUGGGUCAACAUGGUAAAUGAAUUCCAGAAAGGUGCCUUGUCAACACGUCUGGGAAUUCCUAUGAUUUAUGGUAUUGAUGCUGUUCAUGGUAAUAACAACGUCUACAACGCCACCAUAUUCCCUCACAACGUUGGGCUUGGAGCUACAAGGGAUCCUGAUCUUGUAAAGAGGAUUGGUGACGCGACUGCUCUUGAAGUACGGGCAACGGGCAUUCCAUAUACCUUUGCUCCAUGCAUUGCAGUUUGUAGAGAUCCUAGAUGGGGUCGGUGCUAUGAAAGCUACAGUGAAGACCACAAGAUUGUUCAGGAGAUGACAGAUAUUAUCAUUGGUCUUCAAGGAGAGAUCCCAGAGAAUCAUACCAAAGGAGUUCCUUACAUUGCUGGCAAGGAUAAAGUUGUUGCUUGUGCUAAACACUUUGUUGGUGAUGGUGGAACACAUAAUGGCGUCAACGAGAACAACACGAUUGUUGACGAGCAUGGGCUCCUAGGCAUUCACAUGCCACCAUAUUAUGACUCCAUUAUAAAGGGUGUCGCUACUGUCAUGGUUUCAUAUUCAAGCUUGAAUGGUGCAAAAAUGCAUGCCAAUCAUGAUCUAGUCACUGGCUACUUGAAAUCCAAACUGCACUUUCGAGGGUUUGUGAUAUCAGACUGGCUAGGAAUAGACCGGAUAACCUCACCACCUGGCGCAAACUAUACUUACUCCGUGCAAGCUGGAAUAAAUGCUGGUAUUGAUAUGGUUAUGGUGCCGUACAAUUACACUGAAUACAUUGAUGAUGCGACUUCUCUUGUUAACAAGCAUAUCAUCAGUAUGAGCAGAAUUGAUGAUGCUGUGAGUCGCAUCCUUCGAGUCAAAUUUACCAUGGGCUUGUUCGAGAAUCCUUUAGCUGAUCUUAGCUUUGCAGAUCAGCUUGGAAAGAAGGAGCACAGAGAAUUGGCUAGAGAAGCCGUCAGGAAAUCACUUGUUCUACUAAAAAACGGCAACACACCUAAUCAACAAUUCCUUCCCCUCCCAAAGAAAGCUAGAAGGAUCCUUGUAGCUGGAAGUCAUGCUAGCAAUUUGGGCUACCAAUGUGGUGGGUGGUCAAUUCAGUGGAUGGGGGGCAGUGGAGAUAUUACAGCCGGCACAACAGUUCUUGAUGCCAUAAAGUCUACUGUUGGUGACACACCUGUUGUUUACUCUGAGAACCCUGAUAACAGCUUCAUGAAGACAAACGAUUUUUCAUUCGCCAUCGUUGUUGUUGGUGAAACGCCAUAUGCAGAAACAGUAGGUGAUGACACUGACCUGACUAUCCUAGACCCUGGUCCAGACACAAUCCGAACUGUCUGUUCGACAGUUAAAUGUGCAGUGGUUAUCAUCUCUGGACGGCCGGUUGUCAUUGAACCUUAUCUUCCUUUGAUGGAAGCGCUUGUUGCUGCCUGGCUGCCUGGCACAGAAGGUCAGGGUGUUGCUGAUGUCCUCUUUGGGGACUAUGGCUUCACUGGAAAGCUUUCACGCACUUGGUUCAAGUCUGUUGACCAACUGCCUAUGAAUGUUGGAGACCCACACUAUGAUCCACUCUUCCCUUUCGGCUUCGGUUUGACAAUAAAUUCAUCACAGCCAGGGUUCUCUGGUGCUGACAGUCCCAGGGAUAAGACGAAAAUUACAGUAUAUGCUGUGUUGAGUUUGCUACUGUCAAUGAUUCUGACUUUUGACGGGCACAGGUAUAUUUGAACGCCUAGCUGCUCUGCUGUAGCCGUAGUACGAUUAAUCCUCUUGCCGGUGAUUAUUAGUCCACAUGGAGUUGGACGCUGCAGAAGGUGUAAUGCUAACCUAGGUCAUCAGUACAUUUGUUCUUUAGCAAGCAAAUUAUCCCAGGUUCUUCUCUUGAUUCCGUUUUAAAUUUAUCGAGGACAAAGGUGAAUUAGUUUUUGCAAAUCCUGCUAGAUAACAACAUCAAGGAUUUUUUUUAUCUAUAGAAGAUUUUGUGCUCC